This is a messenger RNA of Laccaria bicolor S238N-H82, 2088 nucleotides long. RefSeq lists its product as uncharacterized. The annotation marks the transcript as partial. Gene Ontology annotation, cellular component: U1 snRNP; U2-type prespliceosome. Gene Ontology annotation, biological process: mRNA cis splicing, via spliceosome. The record is from RefSeq and is a predicted model, not a curated record. The transcript is spliced from 14 exons. Gene Ontology annotation, molecular function: RNA binding; protein binding. NCBI's taxonomy places the organism in Eukaryota, Fungi, Basidiomycota, Agaricomycetes, Agaricales, Hydnangiaceae.
ACUGAACACAGGAAUCCGGAGGGUCGUACCUACUGGUUCAAUACCGGAACUCAACAAAGUGUAUGGGAGAAACCAGAUGAUUUGAAAACGCCUUUUGAACGUGCUCUUACCCAAACCAAAUGGAAGGAGUAUUUUUCUGGGGGAAGAAAGUACUAUUACAAUACGGAGACAAAAGAAUCUAAAUGGGAUAUGCCCGAUGAGCUUCUCCUGGUGUUGGAAAAAGUUGAAAAAGAAGCUCAGGUAGUCGCCCCCACGAGAGCUCUGACGGCUCCAGGUUUUACCCCAGUUGGAGGCUCUAUACAAGGCGCUGAUCCAUCCUCAUCUGCACCCGCUUCUCAGCCGAAUCAAAACGGGAACAGCCUCGCAGUCGGUCCACAUAUCAGCGCUCUUCCUUUGGCGCCCAGUAGCAUUCUUCCGGCACGUCCAAAUUUACCAGACGACCCAGUCAUUCCGCACAAUGGUUUCCUUACAGUAGAAGAGGGCGAGAAGGCUUUCACUCAUUUGUUACGAAAAGCCGGUGUUGAUGCUAAUUGGACUUGGGAUCAGACGAUGCGAGCUAUUAUCACUGACCCACUAUACAAAGCAUUGAAUACUCUCGCUGAGAAGAAAGCUUGCUGGGAAAAGUUCACGACAGGUUUAAAAGCAAAGGAACAAGAGGAACGAGAGGCAAGGCUGGGGAAACUUCGACCCGCUCUCCGUAACAUGCUCAAGGGCAAUCCCAAUGUCUUUCAUUACACGACGUUCCAGACUGCGGACAAACUUUUCGCCCAACAUCCAAUAUGGCAGCAGGGAAGAAUAGAAGCUGAGCGAAGGCUCGUUUUCGAAGAGUACGUAGCAGAAUUGAAACAACGAGAAGUGCAAGAAACCCGGGCUGCACGUGCGCGUAGCGUCUCCAAGGUUGUUUCUCUGUUCAAACAGCUAAAUGUUGACGUCGUAACCCGUUGGAGGGCGGCGCACAACAUGCUGAUCGAGUCAGAAGACUGGAAUGAUGAUCAGGAAUUACGCAAGUUACCAACCCUUGACAUUCUUCUCGCAUUUGAAGAUUAUAGCCGAGUGCGCGAACGUGAAUACGAGGAACAAAUGAGAAGAGCUCAGGUGGAAAAGACCAGGAAAGAGCGCAAAGCUCGAGAGUCAUUCAAGGCCCUUCUUCAGGAGCUUGUUAAAUUAGGAGCUAUCAAGGCGCGUACCAAGUGGAAGGAAAUUUACCCAUUAUUCCGUGAUGACGAAAGGUAUCUCUCGAUGUUGGGCAACCCAGGCUCGAACCCGCUUGAGCUGUUUUGGGAUAUCGUCGACGGGAUGGACCAGCAACUGGACGCGAAGAUUGCUGCGAUGGUUGACGCACAGGCACCAAACAGCCCUUUCGUCACUGCGGAAACAACGUGGGAUGAUUUCAUGACUGUUAUAAAUGCCCAUGCAGAUAGUAACGUCAAAUCCUUGUCUGAGGAUGAUCUGAAAAAUUUGCAAGACGUUGCUCUCAAAGCUCAAGCUGAUGAGAAACGCAGAGCUGAAAGGAAGCAACGACAUCUUCAAGAUGAUUUACGCUAUGCGCUGAAGAAGCUUCACGAACCCAUUGACAUCUCUAUGGCUUAUGAAGACAUUGUACCUCUCAUUGAAGACCUCCCGGAAUAUAAAGCUCUGGAUGACGAAGAAGGGCGACGCGCCGCGUUCACCAAAUUUGUCAAGAGGCAAAAGGAAAGGCUACGUGAGGCGGCUUCAGAAGAUGGUGCUUCCACCACGAGCAGGAAACGCAAGGAGCCUGCUCGUGACCAUCGGGAUGGUGAAAGAGACAAGGAAAAAGAACGGGAUCGUGACCGUGACCGCGGCGAGCGUGAAAGGGAGCGGGAGAAGGACAGAGAGCCUCAUCGUGAAAGAACCAAAGAUUAUGAUCGAGGAACAAGGAGUUCCCGCCAUCACCGGUAUGACGACUAUGAGACAGAGCGACGGACCUCUCGAGACUAUGGUCGCGAGAGAGAGAAAGACAAGGACCGCGAUGGUUACAGGUCUUCAAAGCAUCAUAGGGACGGCGAGAGAGAUGAUCGGAAAAGGGAUCGUGAAGGCGGAAGAGACAGAGAGAGGAAAUCAUCGAGG